Molecule: messenger RNA, 1397 nt
Organism: Nicrophorus vespilloides
Lineage: Eukaryota; Metazoa; Arthropoda; Insecta; Coleoptera; Silphidae
Gene: Ing3
Product: inhibitor of growth protein 3
Exons: 4
Coding region: 114-1295 (393 amino acids)
Biological process (GO): regulation of DNA-templated transcription
Cellular component (GO): NuA4 histone acetyltransferase complex
Source: RefSeq, a predicted model, not a curated record
GGGUAACUUCUGGUAACUUCUUUGUUGGGUUGGUACCUAUGUGGAUAUUGGUAGCAGCGCGACGUACUGGCGUCUUUAAAGCAUUUUGACGUUGGGUCACAUUUCGAGCAAAAAUGCUGUACUUGGAAGAUUACUUGGAGAUGAUUGAGCACUUGCCUCAAGAGCUCCGAGACAGGUUUACUGAAAUGAGAGAGUUAGAUCUGUCUGUGCAUAAUAAUAUGGAUACGCUGGAGAAGCGUGUCAAAAGUUUAUUUAGUGAAUGCAAGCGGAUGAACGAUUCGACGCCGGCCACGAACAGCGAGUUUAAGGCGAUUCAUCAAGAGUAUUACAAGGUCCUAGAAGAUGCCGACGAGAAAGUGCAUCUAGCCAACACAAUGUAUGAUCUUGUGGACAAGUACCUGAGGCGGCUCGACACGGAGCUGCUCAAGUUCAAAUGCGAACUGGAAGCCGACAAUAAGGGGAUUACCGAGUUAUUAGAGAAGCGCUCAUUCGACCUGGACACACCAAUAGCUAGCGCUUCCUUGUCUUCACAGAAAGAGAAUCGAUACGAGAGGUAUCGGCCGAGAGCUGAGAAGAGGCGAGACAGCGGUAAUUCAAUAAACGCAUAUGUUGAGAAAAGGCAAGCUGUUGGUAAUAACGUACCAAUAGUAGAAAGCAGACAUACAGCAGCAAAUAACAAUUCAAAUAUGGUGAUAGCUCAAAAUUCUAUAAACACUAACUCAUCUGCACCUCAGUACAAUUUGAAUCACAUCGGUGCUGGGCCUGCAAUUGCUGCAGCUGCUUCGCAGGCGAUAGCUGCAACCCAGCAGAUGCAGCAAGGCAGGAGAACGGCAAGUUUGAAAGCUUCCUAUGAAGCCAUUCACACUAGGAUGAAUGUGAAUGACUUUGUGGGCAGGGAAUUAGCUGGGGCAGCACAGACCGCCAUUCAGGCUAUACAGCAGGAUAGCAACAAAAAGAAACAAAAGAAAUUCUCUACGGCUGGCAGCAGCUCUGCCAUCCAGCAGCAAAUCAUAGCUACGCAGCAGCCCGUCGCUGUUCAGCCAACUGCCGCACCCGCAGUCGAAGUGCAAACUCAAGAGGUCACCGACGGCGAAUGGACUUAUGAUCCUAACGAACCCAGAUACUGUUUAUGCAAUCAAGUCUCUUAUGGUGAUAUGGUUGCCUGUGAUAACGAGGAUUGCCCUUCCGAAUGGUUCCAUUAUCCAUGUGUGGAUAUAACGGCGCCUCCGAAAGGGAAAUGGUACUGUCCACAGUGCACCAUCACCAUGAGGAGGAGGGGCGGCAGAAAGAAUUGAUUUUUACGACUGAUUUUUUGUUGCUAUUCCGAUGCGGGCUGAAAGUAAAUAUUAAUAACUGACAAAAAAAAAUUGGACAAAACGAAAACGAUACAAAAAAAA